This is a messenger RNA of Cornus florida, 2640 nucleotides long. RefSeq names its product transcription initiation factor TFIID subunit 12b-like. Gene Ontology annotation, cellular component: SLIK (SAGA-like) complex; transcription factor TFIID complex; SAGA complex. The transcript is spliced from 9 exons. The record is from RefSeq and is a predicted model, not a curated record. Gene Ontology annotation, biological process: DNA-templated transcription initiation; RNA polymerase II preinitiation complex assembly. Gene Ontology annotation, molecular function: DNA binding; protein heterodimerization activity; TBP-class protein binding. The coding region runs from base 179 to 2101 and encodes 640 amino acids. Lineage: Eukaryota; Viridiplantae; Streptophyta; Magnoliopsida; Cornales; Cornaceae.
UUCUUCCUCAAUGUAAUAUCUGUAAGGGUUUCGACCGCACAGAAGUCUUUCCCCUCUCUCUUUCUCUCUAGUCCUCAGUAGGAAACCCUCUGAAUUUCUGAGAAAGUCUCCAAUUCCAUGAAUUAGCAAGAUUAACAAACCCUCUCGAUUUUCUAAGUUGCCAAUCAGAGGAAAGAAAAUGGGGGAGAAUUCGUCAUCGUCCCCAAAACCAAUCCAAUCAGCCAACACGAUCGAAUCGAUCCCUCAAAACCCUUCGAACCCAGCCAUGCCCUCUCCUUCAAACCUAUCUCACUCCCCAUCAAUUGAAAUCCCACAACAAAUCUCAUCCCCACCUAUACCUCAAAUGCCCCAAACCCCAUCACAACAACAACAACAACAACAACAGCACCAGCACCAAAUCGCAACGCCAACCGUUGGAUUGGAUUACCAACAAAAACCCCAACAACAGCAGCAGCAGCAGCAACAACUUAUUCAACAACAAUUACAGCAGCAGCAAUUGCAACAACAGAACAAUUUGAUAUCAAGCUCGAGUUAUCAAAUUCAGCAGAGCUUACAGAGAUCGCCCUCGAUUUCUAGGUUGAACCAGAUGCAGCAGCAACAGCAGCAGAUGCAGCAGCAAUACGGUGUCACCUCGGGGGCGGGUGCAAUGCGGCAGCAAGUUGGGGUUUAUGGACAGAUGAAUUUCGGUGGCGGUGGCCUUGCUCAACAGCAACAGCAACAGCAACAACAAGCUCAGCAACAACAAGCUCAGCAACAACAAUUGGGUCAGAUGGGUACUGGCAAUUUGGCAAGGUCUGCAUUGAUUGGGCAGACGGGGCAACUGCCUAUGUUGUCCGGUUCUCAGUUCAACUUGCAGUCACAGUUGUUGGCUUCGCCAAGGCAGAAAACGGGCUUAGUCCAAGGGUCAUCCCAGUUCCAUCUGAGUAAUUCUCCUGGACAGCCUUUACAAGGUAUGCAAGCAAUGGGGAUGAUUGGGUCGUCUCUUAAUAUGAGCUCACAAGUCAGAGCAAAUGGGUCCCUUGCAUAUGGCCAGCAACGGAUAAACCAGGGUCAAAUGAGACAGCAAUUGUCACAACAAACUCCGCUCAGCUCAACUCAGAAACUACAGGCUCAAAGCUUAGCAAGGACAUCAUUAAUGAAUCCUCGAUUACCUGGGUUGGCUCAGAAUGGACAAUCAGCUAUGAUGCAGAAUGCUUUGUUGCAGCAACAGUGGUUGAAUCAAAUGCCAGCAAUGUCUGGUCCUAAUUCUCCUUUAUCUCGUCUUCAACAUCAGAGGCAGCAACAAGCACUUAUGCAACAACAACUAGCUUCAUCUCCUCAGAUGCACCAAAAUUCUAUGGCCUUGAACUCACAUCAAUUAUCCCAACUGGUACAGCAGCAGCAGCCGAUGGGGCAGCAGCAACAGCAGCAGCAGCAGCAGCAGCAGCAGCAGCAGCCACAACAACAACAACAACCACUGCCACCACAACAACAGCUUUUGCAUCAGCAGCAGCAGCAGUCUCCCAGGAUGGCUGUAGCUGCUGGCCAAAAAUCUUUAAGCUUGACAGGAUCACAACCAGAUGCUACUGCAUCUGGGACAACUACACCAGGGGGUAGUUCAAGCCAAGGAACAGAAGCAAGUAAUCAACUUCUUGGGAAGAGAAAGAUACAGGAUUUGGUUUCACAGGUGGAUUCACGAGGAAAGUUGGAUCCUGAAGUUGAAGAUCUUCUAUUGGAAAUUGCUGAUGACUUCAUUGAUUCGGUAACUACAUUUGCUUGCAGUUUGGCAAAGCAUCGGAAAUCUUCGAUUUUAGAGUCCAAGGAUGUACUGCUACACCUAGAGAAAAACUGGCGUUUGACUAUCCCAGGGUUCUCAAGCGAAGAGAAGAAACAUCAACAGAACAUUUCAUCAAGUGAUCUCCACAAGAAGCGUCUCAGUAUGGUACGUGCAUUGAUGGAGCCAUCACAUUCUGAAAGAAAUAUUAAUAAUGCUAAAGAGAUGCCCAGGCAGGGGCUUGGCAACCCAGUUGGUGCCAACCAGCCGAUACGACCUUCUCCAAGUUCAGAGAAGCUGGUUUCACAAUCACCUGCUUCUCAAAUGCUGCAGCAAACGCGGUUUUAGUGGAUAGAAGUUCUCAUAUCCAUUUGGUCUCCAUGUUCAUUGUGUAUAAACACCUAGACUUUGUUGGUUGGAAUAAUGAAGGAACAAGCUUUAGUUAAUUGGUAAGUAUUUGAUAUUGGAAAACUGAGUGUGGAGAAGCACAGUUGCAGACCAUCUAUUGGUUUGUUCAAACUUGAAAAAUAUGACCAUCCAAUUGAGCUGAUAGUGACAUGGAAUAUACAGUUGACAAAAGUUGUGAGCCCAUGCCUCGCAGCAUGAAUUGAGCUUGAGUUUGGCUCCUCUCCUGUACCUUUAUAUCUCACCAUAUCAGCGUUGUAAAAUUAUUGGGAGGUGUUGUCGGAUGGGUCUUACUUAGCAGUUCAGUAUAUGCUAAAAUAAUCCAGAUUGGGUUACUUUUAGCUUUUCAGUUUCAGUUUACAGUUACAUCUGUGAAUGGUGCAGAAUGUUUUCGAUUUUUUUUUUUUGGUAAGGAUGUUUUUGUUUGUUUUUCUGUACAUUUUGGUAACUGUUUUAGUACUAGUUGAUGGUGCUUGAUUUUU